Messenger RNA from Python bivittatus (Burmese python), 1065 nucleotides. NCBI's taxonomy places the organism in Eukaryota, Metazoa, Chordata, Lepidosauria, Squamata, Pythonidae. The record is from RefSeq and is a predicted model, not a curated record.
AUGGCUUCCAAUUUUAAUGAUAUAGUAAAGCAAGGGUAUGUCAAGAUUAGGAGCAGACGUUUGGGCAUUUAUCAGAGAUGUUGGCUAGUCUUCAAGAAAGCAUCUAGCAAAGGGCCCAAAAGAAUGGAAAAAUUUUCAGAUGAGCGUGCUGCAUACUUCAGAUGUUACCACAAGGUUACAGAACUUAAUCAUGUGAAGAAUAUAUUGCGGUUGCCAAAAGGCACAAGGAAACAUGCUGUGGGGAUAUAUUUUAAUGAUGACACAUCCAGGACUUUUGCUUGUGAAUCAGAACUUGAGGCAGAUGAAUGGUGCAAAGUCCUGCAAAUUGAGUGCCUGGGGACUCAGAUUAAUGAUAUUAGCCUUGGAGAACCUGACCUAUUGGCUUCCGGUGUAGAGAGGGAACAAAAUGAGAGAUUCCACGUGUAUUUGAUGCCAUCACCUAAUUUAGAUGUGCAUGGGGAAUGCACCUUGCAGAUAACAUUUGAAAAUAUCUGUCUUUGGGACAUUCAGAAUCCCAGAAUAAAACUGGUCUCUUGGCCUUUAAGUGCCCUCCGGAGAUAUGGGCGGGACUCAACUUGGUUUACAUUUGAAGCUGGAAGGAUGUGUGAUACUGGGGAAGGACUAUUCGUCUUCCAGACAAGAGAUGGAGAGGCAAUCUAUCAGAAAGUCCACUCAGCUGCCCUGACCAUAGCAGAACAACAUGACCACUUACUGCAGAGUGUGAAAAACUCCAUGCUCCAGAUGAAAAUGACUGAGCGAGCAGUUUCUCUUGGCACUAUGGUCCCUUUACCCCGGAGCGCUUAUUGGCAGCACAUCACACGGCAACACAGCACUGGACAGCUCUUUGGCUUACAAGGUGGGGUGCUGAUCCCACUGAAGAUCCACAGAACAGAAACCUUUCCCACCUAUCGGUCAGAGCAUUGAUAAAAUGGAGCCAAGGACUUUAAAAAGCUGUGUGUGUUUGUUGAGAUGGACUGGUCUGGCACCAAGGCUUUCACUGAACUGGAGAACAAUAAUGAAGCAGACAAAAGGAAGAAAGACUGGAUUAUGACUGCUAGAUUAUUC